Molecule: messenger RNA, 1239 nt
Organism: Salvia splendens (bonfire salvia)
Lineage: Eukaryota; Viridiplantae; Streptophyta; Magnoliopsida; Lamiales; Lamiaceae
Exons: 4
Coding region: 1-1239 (412 amino acids)
Molecular function (GO): catalytic activity
Source: RefSeq, a predicted model, not a curated record
AUGUACAGUGUUUUGUUUGCCGCGGUGCUUGAGCCCCAGACGGAUCCCCAGCCUUCUUUCUUUAGUAGGCGAUUUGGGUUGCAGUUUAGGUGUUCGAACACAAGCGGCAAGAUUUGGAUCUUCUCUCACAGGGACUGGCAGGUCGAGGUCAUUGAUGACUCUGAGCAGGUCCUUCACGUCCGAGUUUCUGCUGCGAUAUUCCCUGUAUCAAUCUACCUCUCCGUAGUGUACGCUAAGUGCUCGAGGGAAGGGAGAUGCGAUAUGUGGAAUAAGCUCAGGGACAUCUCUCUAGCCACUGACGGGGCCCCCUGGCUUGUUGGUGGUGACUUCAACAUCUUCUUGUUGGAGGAAGAGAGACAGGGCAGCACGACAGACAGGCACGGAGAGAUGAUGGACUUCACCGACGCCGUAGCAGACUGUCAGCUACUGGACCCAGGCUUUGAUGGCCCACCGUUCACAUGGACGAGGAGUGGGCUCUGGGAGAGAUUGGACAGAGUUCUUCUUGGGGAGCACUGGACGACCGCCUUUGCGGCUACUAGGGUGAAUCAUUUGCCUAGGAUCUCUUCAGAUCAUGCCCCUUUGCUUGUGCGGUGCCAGCUCACGACUCAGAUUCCGAGGCCUUCGUUUAGGUUUCAGAACAUGUGGUUGAGGGAGGCAGAGGAGGCGGUUGCCGCUGCGCAGGUGGCUUACGACGGGGACCCGACAGGAGCCCACAGGAGUGAGCUUAGCCGUUGCACGGCUCUCUACAUAGUCCGCACUAGGAUGGAGGAGGAUUUCUGGAAGCAGAAGGCUGCCAUUCGGUGGGCGGCAGAAGGUGAAAUGAAUUCCAAAUUCUUCCAUGGGUGGGUGCGACAGAAGCGGGUGAAGUCCAGGAUUCACGCCAUUCUGGCAGGAGGACAGACUCUCACGUCAGAGGAGGACAUCAGACACUCGGUGGUUGACUACUUCCAGUGGCUUCUCACGUCAGACGUUGAGCACUUGGAGCAGCCAGACCUUGAUCUCUUGCGCGGUCUCCCAAAGUCCGUGGACCGCGAGGGCCUCUGUGCAGUUCCUGACUAUGUUGAGGUGAAGGCGGCGGUCUUUGGCAUCAGUGGGGACAGAACUGAUUCACGAUAUCGGCAGGUCGCUCAUUCAGAAGGUCCUGAAGCCGUAUCAGUAUUGAAUGAGGGAAUUGGAACAGAUCUUGGCCCGGUUCUUUUGGGGCACAGUUGGGGAGCAGUGGAAGAUUCACUGGGUUAG